UAAGAUCAAAACUUUAAACUUUUCAAAAUGGCAAAUAUUCGAACUAGGUGAACGGAAAAGCAGAAUAAACCUUCUAGCUAGUCUAAAUAGAAGUAGCUAUACUUUGAAUACUUGAUGAAAACAGAAUAAAAUUUGUGGGAAAAAAUUCUGUCAGAAACUAAGUUACUUUAGUGUAUUUUGGUGAAAAAUAGAAACAAGAAUAUGUGACUGUGCACAAAUCUUUCAUCGUUUAAGUAGAGUGUAUAGUUCAAGAUAAUUUUAGUGAUGGAAAAUGAACCAAGCCCUAACUCGAAUGGUGGCAACAGGAAUGGUUUAAAUGUAACCGAAAAUGUAAACAACAUUAACAGACCAACAUACACUAUACCUGGGAUUUUACAUUAUGUCCAACAUGAAUGGGCCAGAUUUGAUAUGGAAAGAGCCCAUUGGGAAGUUGAAAGGGCAGAACUCCAGGCUCGAAUAGCAUUCCUGCAGGGGGAGAGAAAAGGACAGGAGAACCUGAAACGUGAUCUAGUCCGCAGAAUAAAAAUGUUAGAAUUUGCACUUAGACAAGAAAGACAAAAAUUCCACAAGUUAAAAUAUGGUACAGACUUGAAACUGCCAGAGGUAAAAAAUAACGAGGAAGAAGAAAAUUCUAUGGACAACUUAAUAAUAAACAAAAAUCAUGAUUUAGUUUUUAAUUAUCGGCAAGGAAGGCAGCUGCUACGUCAGUAUCUUCAAGAAAUCGGCUACACUGACAAGGUUUUGGACAUGCGAUCAGCAAGAGUACGUUCACUAUUAGGUAUAACUACAGACGACCUGCCACCUGAUGCUAAUGAGAACUUAGUAUCUGCACGUGAAAGUCGUUUAAAGAAACAAGAAAAUCGACAUGCUGUUGCAGAAAAUGAAAAUGAUCUUAAAAACGCACAGAAUAUAAAUCAUGAACCAGAGCAAGAUGCAAAUCAAGAACAUGAUGAUGAAAUUUUAAGACACUCAAUAAAAUCAAAGGAUGAUAAUUCAUUUGUAGACCCAAGUGUGCAACACAAGGAUGAUGACGUUUUAAAGAAUUUCGACUUUUUAGGUCAAGAAGAAGUACCUGCAGAACAAACUCAAGGCAAUGAUCAGAAUGAUGAAUGGGGCAAUUACGAUUCUGGUAAACUUCAGAAACGAAUACAACAGUUUAAAAAUGAAACUAAAGAUAGAGCAAAAAGAUCCAAAAGACCAAGUAAAGAUGCUCUCAAAACUAUGCUACAGAAUUUCAAUGCAGAGGAGGAAAUUCCCCCUCCACCACAGAUACCUGCUCCACCAGUACCUAAUGCAAAAGGUGGUGAAAAUAUGGAUAUUGACGAGGGAACAACAAUUGGAGACGUCGCAUUACCAAGUAGUGGUUAUUCCCCUCGUCAAAUAAAACCUGGCUUGGUUAAUCACAGUGGUGCAGUGGUAGAAAGUGUCGAAGUUGCAAUUGGCUUAGGCGAGCUUGCUGGCUUGACCGUAACUAACGAAGCCGGAUCACUAAUUGAUACUUCUGGAAGAGAUGAAGUUCGCAAAACAUGGGGUCCUAAAUACACUUUACGGAGUCAUUUUGAUGGUGUCCGCUCCCUAUGCUUCCACCCAUACGAAUCAGCACUUAUAACAGCUUCUGAAGACCACACAUUGAAACUGUGGUCGUUGCAAAAAUAUAUGCAAGGAAGAAAAGGCAAUAUAUCUGAUUUGGAACCAGUUUACACAUUCAGAGGCCACAGUGGUCCAGUGUUAUGCUGUGUUAUAAAUAGUAACGGAAGCGUAUGCUACAGUGGAGGGAUGGAUUCUACAAUACAAUGUUGGAAUUUGCCGUCACUCAAUAUUGAUUUGUUUGGCCCAUAUGAUCCGAAUUUAUUCGGUGAGACGUUAGUGGCACAUACUGACGCGGUAUGGGAUUUAGCGUAUCACAUUGACACAGACUACUUGCUUUCAUGCUCUGCAGAUGGCGCGUGCAAAUUAUGGAAUCCAUCCUCAAAGUCGCCUCUGUUAGAAUCUUAUAGCUGCGAAGGUGUUGGUAAACCAACGUCAGUUAGUUUUAUUAACACAGACACGGGACAAAUAGCAUCCUCAUACACCAGUGAACAAUGUGUAAUAUUUGACAUGGAGACAGCCAAACCUGUUGUAACAUUUGGUUCGAUGCAUAGUGGUAAUUCAUCACAGAUCAAUAAAGUGGUGAGUCAUCCCACGUCUCCCAUGGUCAUCACAGCACACGAAGACAGACAUAUCCGAUUCUUUGAUAUUAAUUCAGGUAAAGAAGUACAUAACAUGGUAGCUCAUCUAGAUGCCGUCACUAGUUUAUCAAUCGAUCCAAGUGGUCUUUAUAUUCUUUCUGGAAGUCACGAUGGUUCUAUCCGCUUAUGGAAUAUGGACAACAAGACAUGCAUACAAGAAAUAACAGCACACCGUAAAAAGUUUGAUGAAGCGGUCUUUGAUGUAGCGUUCCAUCCUACGCAGCCCUACAUUGCUUCUGCCGGUGCAGAUGCGUUAGCUAAGGUGUUUGUCUGAUAAAACAUGGUUACCUAUGAAAGAAUACCGAAAGAAUCCUAUCCUAAUACAUCAUUACAGCGCACACAACCAAUCAAACUGGCUGCCAUCUCUAGGGUGAAUAUGCCGUAAAAUACGAUACAUAGCUUUUUACAGGUGAAGUUUGCUAAAAUGUUACAACAGAAACGGAUUUUGUUUCCAGUGUAUCGUGGACGAACAUCAUUAGGUACCCCUGCUACGUAUUUCGUAACUAAGUCUUCUUAAAUAAAACUCUUGUUGUUAAGUUUUAAGAAGGCGUGGAGGCGAAAGCACUUGAAUGUAAUAUUUAUAAAAUAUGUCUUAUGCAAAGGUGUCGAACAGGAUAUAUACUUUAUGCACUUACACCAAAUUCUUAUAAUUCGGUAAAUAGAAAUAUGGCUGCGUACAGAAUUGAAACGUUAUGUCUUUAUUAAUAUUACUUCUGUAGAAGUGUGAACUAAUUUUCAGAAUGAAUAGUGUCAAAAAAAAAUCUGUUGUCCAUACAGCUUAUAGGUAAUUCUCCAUGCAGCCAGCUUUUUGCUUUUGUAUUUUAUUUGCAAAUAUUGCCUCAAUUAAAUUAUUUGAGUACAACAUUCACAGCUUCGCUUCUUGAUGAACAUAAUAAAAAUACUCCAGGAGCGAAGUUGAUAUUUUAUACGUUUACGCUAAGUUCUAUUUUGCUAGAAUAUGACAAAUGAUUUUGCGCGAGAACGGAAGUGUAAUUUAUAGGAAAUCUUAUCAAAUUGUAAUAUGUAUUUCAGAAUAUUUUUUUCCUGUGUUUAAGUUUUGAAAGAAGGAAAAAUUAUUCUUGUGUAUGUAA
Molecule: messenger RNA, 3319 nt
Organism: Hydractinia symbiolongicarpus
Lineage: Eukaryota; Metazoa; Cnidaria; Hydrozoa; Anthoathecata; Hydractiniidae
Product: striatin-3-like
Exons: 19
Coding region: 265-2502 (745 amino acids)
Molecular function (GO): protein binding
Source: RefSeq, a predicted model, not a curated record